This is a messenger RNA of Vicia faba (fava bean), 1677 nucleotides long. The record is from the annotation of a GenBank genome assembly. Lineage: Eukaryota; Viridiplantae; Streptophyta; Magnoliopsida; Fabales; Fabaceae.
AUGGCUUCAACCAACGCUCUAUCCUCAACCUCAAUUCUGCGUUCUCCAACCAACAACCAGGCACAAACCAGUCUUAGCAGGAAGGUUAAGCAACAUGGACGGGUCAAUUUCAGGCAGAAACCUAACCGUUUUGUGGUUAAAGCAGCUGCCAAAGAUAUCGCCUUUGACCAACAUUCACGCGCCGCGAUGCAAGCCGGAAUUGAUAAACUUGCUGAUGCUGUUGGUCUCACUCUUGGACCCAGAGGGAGAAAUGUCGUUUUGGAUGAGUUUGGAAGUCCUAAGGUAGUAAACGAUGGUGUGACAAUUGCCAGAGCUAUUGAGCUUCCCGAUCCCAUGGAAAAUGCUGGUGCAGCCCUUAUUAGGGAGGUUGCAAGUAAAACUAAUGACUCUGCUGGUGAUGGGACUACAACGGCUUCGAUUCUUGCUAGGGAAAUUAUUAGGCUUGGACUUCUCAAUGUAACAUCUGGUGCUAAUCCCGUGUCUAUCAAGAAAGGAAUUGAUAAAACGGUGGCGGCUUUGGUUGAAGAGCUUGAGAGGUUGGCUAGGCCUGUUAAAGGUGGAGAUGAUAUAAAAGCUGUUGCUACUAUUUCUGCUGGAAAUGAUGAGUUGAUUGGAAAAAUGAUUGCUGAAGCAAUUGACAAGGUUGGACCUGAUGGUGUUUUAUCCAUCGAGUCUUCCUCCUCGUUUGAGACAACAGUUGAAGUUGAAGAAGGAAUGGAGAUUGACAGAGGUUAUAUCUCCCCUCAGUUUGUUACAAAUCUAGAGAAAUCAAUUGUUGAAUUUGAGAACGCGAGAGUCUUGAUCACCGAUCAGAAGAUUUCAGCAAUCAAAGAUAUAAUUCCUCUGCUGGAGAAAACCACUCAAUUGAGAGCCCCAUUGCUUAUCAUUUCCGAAGAUAUCACUGGUGAGGCUUUGGCGACCCUUGUUGUCAAUAAGCUGCGUGGUAUCCUUAAUGUCGCUGCCAUCAAAGCUCCAGGAUUUGGUGAAAGAAGAAAGGCUCUUCUUCAAGACAUUGCUAUAUUGACAGGUGCUGAGUUCCAAGCCAGUGAUCUUGGCCUUCUUGUUGAAAACACCACAAUUGAACAACUUGGUUUGGCACGGAAAGUGACCAUCUCUAAGGAUUCUACCACUAUUAUUGCCGAUGCUGCAUCAAAGGAUGAGUUGCAAUCCAGGGUUGCACAACUGAAGAAAGAGUUGUCUGAGACAGACUCAAUUUAUGAUUCUGAGAAACUGGCUGAGAGGAUUGCAAAGUUGUCUGGUGGAGUUGCAGUCAUCAAGGUUGGUGCUGCCACAGAGACCGAAUUGGAGGAUCGUAAGCUCCGUAUUGAGGAUGCUAAGAAUGCAACUUUUGCCGCCAUUGAGGAAGGUAUUGUUCCUGGUGGAGGCACUGCAUUGGUUCAUCUAUCUGCUUAUGUCCCAGCAAUUAAGGAGAAGCUUGAAGACGCAGAUGAGAGGCUAGGAGCUGACAUUGUUCAAAAGGCAUUGGUAGCACCUGCAUCAUUGAUUGCUCAAAAUGCAGGAAUAGAGGGUGAAGUAGUUGUGGAGAAAAUUAAGAAUGGUGAAUGGGAGAAUGCUGCUUCAGUAGCAGGGAUGGUCUUAACCACACAAGCCAUCGUCGUCGAAAAGCCCAAGCCCAAAGCACCUGUGGCUGCUGCCCCACAAGGCCUUACUAUUUAA